ACUCGGUUUUGUGGACUUUGGCAUGAGAACCUGCUGUUUACGGUAGCCAGAAACCAAGUUAUACCUGUACCUCUGAAUGUACAUGAUGACACGCUAUGCUGUAUUAUGGUGGGAUGUGAUGCUGUAUGUUGGCCUGGCUGUUAUGUCCUGGUAUAUGUACAAAAUCCUCAUCCGGCCCCUUCUGUCACCUCUCAGGAAGAUACCUGGAACUCCCUAUGUGCCUUUCUUUGGUAACAUGCUGGAAGCUCGUCGAUAUGAGGCCAUGACAAACUGUAUCAGAUGGAUGAAAAAACUGGAUUCUAAGAUAAUUCGGUUUUAUUUCUUUGGGGGAGAGGAACGAGUUCUGGUAGCAGAUCCUGACAUUUUCCAGCACAUUCUUAUCACUAACAGCAAAUACUAUGACAGAGCUGGAGACUUGGCUCGUGGACCAUUGGGUUAUUUACUUUCCAGACCAUUGUUUGUAUUAAGUGGAGAACAUCAUCAUGUUGUGAGAAAAAUUUGUAACCCAGGCUUUUCUCUCAAGCUCAUACAAGGAAUGGUACCUGUAUUCCAGGAAAGAGCUGAUGCUCUGAUCCAUCUUUGGGUCCAAGGCAUGUCCCAAGACAACAAAACGUUUGGCGAUGUAAAUGUACAAACAGACCUAGCCAAGCUUACAAGUGAUGUAAUUUGUAAGUGUGGAUUUGGCUAUGAUAUGCACACCAUUGAGAAUCCAGACUCACCACUUGUUCAGCCUCUAAGGAGACUAGGGCCUCUUGCCACUUCAAGUUUUUUAGACUAUUUGCCAUUUGGCAAAUGGUUUCCCACAAAGAGAAAUAGACAGAUAUGGGAGGAUUCCAGAAGUAUAUCACAACUAGCAGAGAAGGUUCUACAGCAAAAGAAGCAGGCAUUGGGUACUCAAGGUUGUGGGAAAGACUUAUUGACCUCGCUGUUGGUUGCACGGGAUCAGGAAGGUGGAGCUAUGUCAGACAAGGACCUAUUUGGAGAAGUGAUUGGUUUUCUCUUUGCUGGCUUUGAGACAACCAGUAUUGCCAUGACUUGGACACUCCUACAGCUGGCACAGUUCCCAGAUAUUCAGGUGAAGGUCAGGAAGGAGGUCAAUCAAGUGUUAAAGGAUUGUAAUGGUGUUAUCAACUAUGAAACACUGGAUCAGCUUAAAUACCUCACCUGUGUGAUCAAAGAAACUCUCAGGUUGUACCCCACUGAGAUGACACGAAAGAUCGGACUUCAUAUUGGAGCAUUGCAUCGUUUGAACUGGGAAGAUCCCGACUCAUUUAACCCUGAACGCUUUAUGAACCGUGUCGAGAAUGAAUCCAGAAUAUUCUUGCCUUUUGCUAUAGGACCAUACAUGUGCAUCGGUUACAAGUUUUCCUUCAUGGAAAUGAAGACGGUGCUUUCCUGUCUCAUUCAGGAAUUUGACUUUAAAUUGUCUCCUGGCUACACUUACAAACGACAGCAGGCAUUAGUGUUACGACCUUCUCCACAGGCAAGACUUCGAGUGACAAAGAUUUCAAACCAAGCUGCUGUGUGACAAAAUCAUUGGGACAGGUUUAGAUUUACUGAGAUUUGAAAUUAUUUUAUAUACUGUUUAACCAGAACCAUGAAUUCCAAAAAAAAUGAAGUACGAACAGAAAAUAUUUAAAAAUACUCAGGAAAUCUGU
This is a messenger RNA of Ylistrum balloti, 1658 nucleotides long. RefSeq lists its product as uncharacterized. Gene Ontology annotation, molecular function: oxidoreductase activity, acting on paired donors, with incorporation or reduction of molecular oxygen; iron ion binding; monooxygenase activity. Bases 77 to 1528 code for a protein of 483 amino acids. The record is from RefSeq and is a predicted model, not a curated record. The transcript has 13 exons. NCBI's taxonomy places the organism in Eukaryota, Metazoa, Mollusca, Bivalvia, Pectinida, Pectinidae.